Messenger RNA from Microthlaspi erraticum, 441 nucleotides. The record is from the annotation of a GenBank genome assembly. NCBI's taxonomy places the organism in Eukaryota, Viridiplantae, Streptophyta, Magnoliopsida, Brassicales, Brassicaceae.
AUGAAGUUUGCAGAAUCUCAAACGCUCUUACCGGUGAGAAAAACUGCAAAUGGCGGUUUGCUCAACCAAAACCGCAAACGCGCUGGUUACAAGCUUUGGGUUCUAAUCGCGGUUCUCCUAUUGGCCUUAGGUUCUAUGUUAACCGGUUCCGUCUCACUCAAAGGAAUCGGUCUGUUCCAUUCUGCUGACGGAAAGUUCGGAUUCCCCGUCGGCGACGAUCUCGACGUCCUGGAAAUUGAGGAGAGAGAGAAAGUGGUGAGGCAGAUGUGGGAUGUGUACGGACGAUCCGGCGGCGUUAAGGUUCCUCGGUUCUGGCGAGAGGCUUUCGAGGCGGCGUAUGAGUUUCUGGUCAGUGAUUCCGCCGGCGUGAGAAACGCUGCCGUUUCAGAUAUUGCCAAGUUGUCUCUUGUUCGCUCUCUUAAGGUCGACUCUAGUCCGUGA